Messenger RNA from Nerophis lumbriciformis (worm pipefish), 1473 nucleotides. Lineage: Eukaryota; Metazoa; Chordata; Actinopteri; Syngnathiformes; Syngnathidae. The record is from RefSeq and is a predicted model, not a curated record.
AUGCAGAGUCAUAGGACUGGAAUAAGGCUUCUUUACUGGCUGACCUUGCUGUCUGGGAUGUUUGAGUGUCUCUGCUUUGCUGGUGUCGUGUUUGGGUAUGCCUCCCUGGUGUUUGUCCUAAAAGAGGAUGGGUACUUCAGCCAGCUGUGUGUCGUUGAUCCAGACAGAAAUGGUACAACCACUGUUAAAGACUGCACUAGUCAAGACGAGAAGUUUGCUCUGGUCUUCACCAUUGCAUCUUUCCUCAACAACUUCAUGAAUCUAUUUAGCGGCAUCCUCUUUGAUUACUUUGGCACAAUGGUGACCAGGCUACUGGCAAUAUGCCUUUACACUACUGGAACCCUUCUUGUGACCAUUUCAAAUGCAAUGUCUUCAAUCCUGCUUUUUCCCGCACUGUCCUGCAUCGCUGUGGGAGGGAUGCUGCUCCUUAUGACAAAUCUGCAGGUGGGCAACCUGUUUGCAACUCACCGCUCCACCAUCAUCACCCUCUACAGUGGUGCGUUUGACUCCUCUUCAGCUGUGUUUCUCAUCAUUAAGGUUCUACAUGAACAAGGCAUCUCAUUGCGCUCCUCUUUCCUUGUCAUGUCCUUUUGUUCCAUUAUACACAUUGUGCGAACAUUCACUCUGCUGCCCAGAAAACGUUUCCCUUACCCAUUGCCACAGUACUACACCUAUGGAUUGAAAUGUGGAAAGAGCAACUCCUACAAUGUGGAGCAGAACAUGACAGAGGAAGGCCUAACAUUUACUGGCAAGCCAAGAUGCAGAAUGAACAAACCCAAGGAUGAGACAGAUCUUAAUCCAUCCGGAGAAGUGGCAAGUUUUAGGAGUUGUGUGCUGUCCUGGUUCUUCCUGUGGCAACUGCUAUGGUUGUCCAUAAUGCAGCUGAGACAUUACCUCUUCAUUGGGACCCUAAACCCCAUGCUCAUCCGACUGGCCCAAAAUGAUGCCAACCUGGUGAGUCGGUAUACCAAUGCCUUUGCAUUGACGCAGUUGUGUGGGGUGUUGUGUUCCCCGUGGAAUGGACUCAUACUAGACAGACACAAGGGAAAGCCACGUUCUCCUGGAGAAACAGAGCGGGAGGCUGAUUUGCGCUCUUCAUUGCUGUCUCUGUUUCUGACUGCCCUCCAGUGCCUGCUCUUUUCCUUAUGUGCCUCCAUUCCCUCCUUGCCUUUGCAGUACUUUACUUUUGUCUUGCAAGUCAUUAAUCGCUCCUUCAUUUAUGGUGGAAACGCAGCCUUCAUUAACAUUGCAUUUCCAGCUUGUCACUUUGGGAAGCUGUAUGGCCUUGUCAUGUCUAUGUCAGCAGUAAUCUCACUACUUCAGUACCCUUGCUUUGCACUGAUCAGAGGACCUCUUGGUGGAGAUCCUUUUUAUGUGGACAUUGCCCUCACUCUGAUAACUCUGGUUGUGUUCAUCCAUCCCUUGUUUGUCUUUAUCCAUUGUAAGAAAAUAGCCCAGCACAGAAGGAAAUGA